Molecule: messenger RNA, 2904 nt
Organism: Necator americanus (New World hookworm)
Lineage: Eukaryota; Metazoa; Nematoda; Chromadorea; Rhabditida; Ancylostomatidae
Exons: 12
Coding region: 1-2904 (967 amino acids)
Biological process (GO): chromatin remodeling; positive regulation of transcription by RNA polymerase II; negative regulation of transcription by RNA polymerase II
Cellular component (GO): nucleus; transcription regulator complex
Molecular function (GO): LIM domain binding; catalytic activity
Source: RefSeq, a predicted model, not a curated record
AUGUUCGCGUAUCCGCCGGCAUAUCCACUGGGCACGUUAUUUCUCGGAGGCAUUCGCGAAGAAUCCGCUGGGACCCUCUUUACCGUUCCCCCAAUACACGGCAUGUCGCAGAGGCCUAAACAAAUUUGUGAGAAGGAUUUCGCUCAGUGGUGGGAUGCUUUCUCCCACGAGUUUUUCGAUGACGAUGCGAAGUUGUGGAUAAAUAUAGUUGAUGAGCACAGUCCUCAUUCGGAGAAAUACGUUUUGGGUCGACAAUUGAUACCUCGCUUUUUCCGUUCCUUCUUUGAAAGUAAGAUCCGGGAAAUGUAUUUUGUUAUACGUGGGCAAUCUCGCGAGUCUCAAGCACCAUCUGGGAUGAUUCACUAUGAGAACCAAGACAUGCUCCAGGUUACUAAGCAUGAAAUCCCCAAUGCCGAGGUACAAACUAAGUUCAAGCUUUUCAUCGAGUUCACACCCUAUGACGAUAUUCUGAACCAUCGGAUACGAACCUGGAGUAUGGAAUUAGAAAGCUGUCAAGAAUUUGUCAUGAAUGAAAUUACAAAGGAGUACGAAAUUCAUCAUCCUGAUGCUAUGGAAAAAUGCAUACCAUUGACUCGUGUUGGCAUGCCGUUACAAACGAUGGCCUGUCUAUCUAUGAGUCGUAUAUUGGAGCCAAUGCAAAUGCUUAUGAGUCAAAGCAAGACGUCUGGGCUUUCACCAAGAGAUGCAAUGACACGCACUCUAUUCGCUCAUCACACGAAGAUGCAACAACAACAACAACAACAACAACAACAACAACAACAACAACAACAAAUGGCGAUUCAACACAUGAAUCAAACUUCAAUGUUGCCCCCGACUACAGUAGAGGAACAAAAACCUAAACCUCCUCGAAAACGUCAACGUAAAACCACUACGAAUAGUAAAAGCAAAAAGGCAAACGCAAGUCCAGCACCGGUAAAUUCUGGCUUCUCUUCAAAUCCCAUGCCUGGCAACGACGUCAUGGUGGUAGGGGAACCAUCUAUGAUGGGAGGAGAUUAUGGAGAAGAGGAUGAGCGGACAAUCUCGCGUGUUGAAAAUGCUCAGUACGAUCCGAAUGCAUUGCAGCUCCAAAUGCAAUCCAUGGGGUCAAGUGGACACAUCGGCGGAGCAGGAAUGAGUGGUUUGCAAACUGGACCACCAAUGGGUCCUCAGAUGAGUGGACCAGGCCCUCAGAUGGCUCAAACAGGCCCCAUCGGACAUGGAUCAUCUGUACAGAUAGGUCCUGGAAUGUCAUCGGCUACUACUCAGCAGCUAACACAAUUGGGCCAACCACAAAAUGGCCACCCACCUCCACAGGUCUAUGUGCUCUGUAUCUCCAUGAGCUCAGUAUAUUGGCCAAAUACUGUUACAGCCUCACGAUUUGAUUUUCGAAGGAUAUGGAUAUGGUCAGCCGCAAACGAAUGCCUGGGCAAAUCCAUCUUCGAAUGCAACCAUGAUCACAGGAUAGACAUUUGUUUGAUCGCCGUGGCAUGGCUGCUUAGUUUGGGGAAAAGUCUUCUUGCCACUCCAGCAUAUUCACUGUCUCAGUACCCUGCACACUGGGCCCUGUCGUCUCAGACGUCGGACGGUAUGGCGACCGGUGAGAGGCGAUCAAAUCUCAGGUUGCUCAGGACGUCACUGAUUCUGGACCAAGGCGACACACGCACGACUCGCCAUGGAGACUGUCUCAGACUGUGUACUUACAACGCGAGAACAGUUUCCACAGACGCUGACCUGCAUGCCAUUCUCGGAGCUGCAGAGCGUAUCAAAUUUCACGUGAUUGCUCUGCAGGAGACCAAGUGCAGAAGGAGCGACAUACGACAGUUGAAUGACGGUACACUCGUCAUUCGUGGAAAGGUUCCGUCGCGAAAUGUAGGCGGUGUUGGUUUUGUUGUGCACCCAUCUGUCGUCCAUCUCGUCGAUUCUCACGAGAUCCUGUCACCUCGUCUGGCCAUUCUUCGCCUGCGCCCUCUGCGCCAAAAAUCCAUCAGUAUCAUCAACUGCUACUCACCAACAUCAGCAGCUGAUGAAUCCGAAUUGGGCGCAUUUUACGAGGAGCUGGAAGAAGUAGUCCGCAACGAGAAGUCCUUCUACAAAUUCGUUGUCGGAGGCUUCGACGCAAAACUAGGAAAGGCCACAGAAGAGGAUUACAGGAUUGGAAGAUUUGGACUAGGGGACCGGAAUGAAAAUGGCAGUCGUCUCGCCGGGCUGUUGUCCGCCGCUCGCCUCUUUCAUGGGAACUCUCUUUUCAUGAAAAAAGAUCAUCGUCGGUGGACAUGGGAAUCGCCCAAUGGCGCGACUCGUGCGGAGAUCGACCACAUACUCACCAACCGGAGGUGGUGUCUACUUGACGUCUCAGUAGUACUAUCCUUUUGUAGUGGUUCUGAUCACCGUCUCCUUCGUGCGAAAAUACGUCUUAGCCACACGAUGGAAAAGAACAUCUGCUAUCGGCAACGAAGGAGAAAAGAAGUCGUCUACGACGAUUGCGUACUCGAGGACUCCUUGUCCCAAGGUGACUGGCACAUCGAGGAGGACCCAAAAGUGGACUACGAGAUGCUGCUCAGAGGAUUACGAGCCUGCGCUGAACGUGCCUCGAAGCCGCGCACGACAAACUUAGAUCGAAUUUCGAAGAUCACCAAGAAAUUGUUGGAAAGAAGAAGGGCUUUGAGGCUUGAUCCAAAUGCAUCGCACACUGAGCCGUUAGCAGCAAACACUAGCUGCAGAAAAGCGUUGCAGGAGGAUCUUUUGAGGUACAGGCAGAAGAAGAUUCUAGAAACAGCACAAAGAAGAACGAGUCUAAAGAAGUGCCGCAGGGAUCUCAGCGAAUAUAAUAUUCCGUUAGCAACCUUGCUGAGCGAAGACGGAACUCGCACGUCUUCUCGUCGUGAGAUGGAAAUCAUUACGUAG